Aphidius gifuensis is the source of this 1067-nucleotide messenger RNA. RefSeq lists its product as uncharacterized. Gene Ontology annotation, molecular function: nucleic acid binding. The record is from RefSeq and is a predicted model, not a curated record. The coding region runs from base 189 to 701 and encodes 170 amino acids. Lineage: Eukaryota; Metazoa; Arthropoda; Insecta; Hymenoptera; Braconidae. The transcript is spliced from 5 exons.
GUUCUUGGCACAGUUUCUUACCAACUCCUAUUGCGAACGGAGUUAUAACGUGGCCUACUCUUUUUUAUAAAAUUAAUUUGUUUAUUUAUUCAUCAUCUCAAUAAUUAAAUUUAUAAAAAUAUAUUUUACUUUACAUAUUUGAGAUAAUUUUUUAAUAAAUUUAUCAAUUUGAAUUUAAUCACUUAAAAAUGGCUAAAAACUGGCAACUUGGAUCUUUUUGUGGAUGUUCGACUCUAAAAACAGGAACAAUAUUUACAGGAAUAUGUGGAAUUGUGCUGUCAAUAUUAACAAUAAUAUUUAUAUUCAUAACAGAUAUGCCAUUACAUACAAUUAUCAUAUCACUUGAUAGAUCAAUUGUUAGAAUUAUUUAUUUGAUAAAUCUUGUCAUGACUAUUUUCAUAUCAACUCUUCUAAUAAUUGGAGCACUCCAGAGAAAAACAUUCAUGAUGCUACCAUGGGUUGUCUUGGGAAUUAUUCUAGCAAUUGGAGCAUUGAUUAGUGUCAUCUACACAGCAGUAGCAUAUUUUUUAAAUGGCUGGAUGAUGGCUGGUAUUAUCUUCUUAAUAUUUGGAUUAAUAUUCGUUGCUGCUUUUACGUACCUGUGGUUUGUGGUUUACAGUUAUUUUCAACAAGUUAAAGAUGAAAAAGCAAGAAAAGGCAUUGAUCCAUAUGGUAGACCAUAUUCUUACAGACAACCAUAAAUUAAAUUUAUAAUUUUUUCAUAAAUAUUUUUAAAAUUGAUUAUUGUAAACCACGAAUGACCUCGAUCAUUAUUUUCAUUCAUUUCAUUCAUAUAUAAUUUCAUCACUGAUAAAAGAAAAAAAAUAAUUUCAAUUGUUAUAAAUAUUAUUAUAUUAUUAUUAUUGUUAUAUAUAUUUUUUUUAUGCUUUUUGUGUAACGAAAAAGAAAAAAACCUGUACGAUUUUUCUUUUUUUAAAUAUUUUAUUUUUGACUGAUAAUAAUUAACAUGAAUAAAUUGAAAAUUAAUUAAUAUAACUAAAAAAAAAAUUAUUAGACUAAUUGAUUGUUUAAAAGAAAAUAAUUUAAAUAAAAAAGAAGGGGAAAAA